AUGCAGGAGCAGCAGCCACAAACGGCCGCUUUCUUCAUUCGCAGUUUAGACCACCCCCAAGGCCAGCUAUUUUACAUGGCCAAACCAGAGGAUGUCUCGUCCGCGCCUCCCGUGGUGAUUAGACGGCCUCCCUUGCCCGAAGUGCGGCAGAUCUCUCUGCAGAUGCUGGUUCCGUGUGUCUUCUUUGUCCAAUACCCCUGCCGACAGAAAUGCCGCAGUCUUGGGAUCUGCGUGCACUACCAGUUCGUGAUCGGGUGUCGAAAGUGUCCCGAUGGCCUGAGGUGUCCGGAUUGUGUACAGAGCAAAGUCGAAGAGGCGAUCCAAGCAAACCGCAAGUGCCCAAUCCAUCAAGACCCCGCGCAGGCGAAUCCCAUCAACAACCGACCCGAAGACUUUCUGGCCAACGACAGCCAGAAAGAAGUGUGCGACCAAGUAUUGCAGCGAUCUUUGGCCUGCCAGUGGGACGACAUCCCAACGAUCCCGACCACGAGGACUACCGAGGAAGAUCAGUGGGAGAUCCACCGUGGUGACUUUGAUCGCGAAAGCACGCCCAAGGAUAUGCAGGAUGUCAGGAUGUUGGAGACACUGGAUGGAGAUGAUGCGACGGCCGAGCAGAAUCCAUUCCAGAUGGCCAUGACCACCGACCUGUCUACAUUCUUUGGUGGUCCGAACGGAGUGCAAGUCGAUAUGUCGCAGGUAUUUCAAUAG
This is a messenger RNA of Fonsecaea multimorphosa CBS 102226, 708 nucleotides long. RefSeq lists its product as uncharacterized. Bases 1 to 708 code for a protein of 235 amino acids. The record is from RefSeq and is a predicted model, not a curated record. NCBI's taxonomy places the organism in Eukaryota, Fungi, Ascomycota, Eurotiomycetes, Chaetothyriales, Herpotrichiellaceae. The transcript is spliced from 2 exons.